AUGGACCUCUACGCCUCCCCUCCCAAAACCUCCACAAACCCCUUCUCCCCCUCUGCCACCGCCGCCACCACUCCAGGAACCCGUGAACCCAAACUCCAGCUCCCCUCGACGACCGACCCGCCGGGCCCCCAGAACCCCCCACGACCGCUCGUAUGGCUCAUCUUCGGCGCGACGGGCCACAUGGGCCGCUCGCUCGUCAAAACGGCUCUCAGCCGCGAUGAUCUCGUCGCCGCCGUGGGCCGCACCUUUGAGAAUAGUCCUGAAUGCAUGAGCGAGCUCGAAGCCGAACACGAAAACUGUUUGGGUCUGCUGUGCGACGUGCGCGCCCGCGAGACCGUCAAGCAGGUGAUCCAGCGCACCAUUGCGCGCUUCGGCCGUAUCGACAUCAUCGCCAAUUGCUCCGGCUACGGUGUGAUUGGGGCAUGCGAGGACCAGGACGAGUAUGACAUCCGCGACCAGUUCGAGACGAAUUUCACCGGCACCCUCAAUAUUAUCCAGCUUUCGCUGCCGCAUUUCCGCGAGCGGCGGUCCGGCCGAUACCUUAUCUUCAGCUCGACGUCGGGUGCGCUGGGCGUGCCCGGGCUGGGGCCCUAUUGCGCGUCCAAGUAUGCUGUCGAAGGGUUGAUGGAGAGUAUGCUGUACGAGGUGGAUCAUUUCAAUAUCAAGACUACGCUGGUCGAGCCGGGGCAUAUGCGGCGGGAUGAUACAGGGGAUUUGGUCUCAGACCAUUUGCAUAGGGGGUUCUUCGGGGGUGCUGGCGGCAGUGGCAACGAGCAUAAUUUGACGUCCCCGCUGCCGCUGUAUGGGCAUUUCCUGGUGAAGCCGCCCAGUGAGCCGUAUAAUGUCGCGACUUCGCCCGCGGCUCACGCGAAGAGGAUGCUAAUGUGGCUGGGGGAUAAGCAGCCGGCUAGUGCGGUUAAGGCGGCGCAUCUAGUGUGGCAGCUCGGGCAUUGCUCGUAUCCGCCUCUGAGAUUGAUUCUGGGGACGUACGCCGUGGAGAGUAUCAGAGAUCGCUUGAAGUGUAUCAUUGAGGAGAUCGAGGAUUGGAAGUAUCUCAGUUUUCCUUCGGCUUCUGCUUCAGCAGGGGAGCAGCAACAAGGGCAGCCGGGUGCAGUGACAACAGGAGCCAAGGAUGGGGGCGCCAGAAGUGGGGAUGGCAGUGGCAAUGGACCAGAGAAUGAGGACGCAGAUAUGAGGUGA
This is a messenger RNA of Aspergillus saccharolyticus JOP 1030-1, 1200 nucleotides long. Its product is annotated as SDR family oxidoreductase. The record is from RefSeq and is a predicted model, not a curated record. Bases 1 to 1200 code for a protein of 399 amino acids. NCBI's taxonomy places the organism in Eukaryota, Fungi, Ascomycota, Eurotiomycetes, Eurotiales, Aspergillaceae. The transcript has a single exon.